Messenger RNA from Puccinia triticina, 555 nucleotides. RefSeq lists its product as uncharacterized. The transcript is spliced from 3 exons. NCBI's taxonomy places the organism in Eukaryota, Fungi, Basidiomycota, Pucciniomycetes, Pucciniales, Pucciniaceae. Bases 1 to 555 code for a protein of 184 amino acids. The record is from RefSeq and is a predicted model, not a curated record.
AUGCUUUCUGACGACCAUCUGGGUACAGAAGGCACUUGUGUGGCUCUUUUGACUCGCGCAACACCAACUCAAUCAAACCUCACCCUUGCCUUCAUCACUGCCUGCCCAAACUUCCCCCUCCAUUGCCUGCCCAAGCUGCCACCCAAGCAAAUUGCCUCCUCUGAGCCCGCCUCAAGUGGGGCGACUGAACAGAAAGUUGAUGCCACCCAAGCAACCGCAGCAGCAGCAAAUGAUACCAAGGUUGAUGCCAAGGGCAAUUUACCCCCGCCAGCUGGUGUGAAGGAUGGAAACAACAAGCCUCAAAAUCUCUCCAAGGAGGAACAGCUUGCGACUAAGCUGUUCAAGGGAACCAUCAAAAUGGGUGUCGGCUUGGAAGGCGUGACCAACUUGGGAAGAAACACUAAAGAAAUCGUCGACCAGAGUAAAAAGGUCUCCCAGAUGCUCCCAAUGGUCAAGACUUUGACAACUGAGUUGCUCGGCGCCGCUCCAAAAAAGAGCAAUGAGCUUAACAAGGCUGUUGAAGAGUCCACCAAUGCCGGCGAGGCAAUCACGUAA